Molecule: messenger RNA, 843 nt
Organism: Fonsecaea nubica
Lineage: Eukaryota; Fungi; Ascomycota; Eurotiomycetes; Chaetothyriales; Herpotrichiellaceae
Exons: 1
Coding region: 1-843 (280 amino acids)
Source: RefSeq, a predicted model, not a curated record
AUGACGAGCUACGCAGGCAUUUUCGACUUGCCAGUGGACAUGUUUGACGACCUCAUGUCUGGCCUGGACUACGAGUCCCUCCUUACCUUCCGCCAGACAUGUCGCUCAGCAGCGACACUCGUGCCCUUGGCCCGGAUCGUGGAGAUUCGACAGGCUCUCCGAGCCAGACUCGUUGCCGAAGAACACGCCGAACACCAACGUCGGCAAGUGGCGUAUAGGAACCAACGUCGGUGGGCGGGCGUGUUUCCCCAGACCGUCCAGGCAGCUCCGCCCCCGCAAAGCCCGGGCAUCGCCGGCACCAACGCGCCGACGAACUCGCUCAACAACAUUCACCGCAACCGCAUAAUGAGAGCGGAGCGGUUGAACUGCUACGCCUGCCUGAAGUGUCUGCCACGAGAGUGCUUCGUGAAGGGACAGGUCACGGGAAGGAGGAGUCUCGGGCACGGCGAAGGCGAUCGACGGUUCUGCAAGGCGUGUGGCGUCAAGAAGGGGAUCUGGGACAAAGGCAGCGUGAUCAAGGACGGGAGACGUACCUGGGUCGUCUGCAGGUGGUGCAACUCCCUGGGGAGAGUCGAGGCUGGAUCGAAAGAGGCCGGGGUUUGUUCGGCGUGCCUAUCCGUGGACCAAGAGCGCUCGCUCGACACUGAGCAUCAGGCCGCCGCCACCGCUGACCACCAGCCAAGCUCGUCACAGCUUCCGGUGCAGCAUCCUGCAUUCACACUGCCCGGCAGCCGAGCCACUCGGUGUCUCCGCUGCUGGGCCAUCAACCACACCGAAGUGCCUGUCCAGUCGACGGGUUCUCAUCUCUGCCAGUCGUGCAAGGCUGCUGUCGGCUUGUCAUAG